Penicillium canescens is the source of this 810-nucleotide messenger RNA. Its product is annotated as putative RAS small monomeric GTPase. Bases 1 to 810 code for a protein of 269 amino acids. The transcript has 5 exons. Gene Ontology annotation, molecular function: GTP binding; GTPase activity; GDP binding. Lineage: Eukaryota; Fungi; Ascomycota; Eurotiomycetes; Eurotiales; Aspergillaceae. The record is from RefSeq and is a predicted model, not a curated record. Gene Ontology annotation, cellular component: plasma membrane. Gene Ontology annotation, biological process: signal transduction.
AUGGACAAGAUCUCAAUCACCAUCUGUGGAGAUGGCGGAUGCGGCAAAUCGUCCAUCACCCUGCGGCUGGUCCACAGUCAAUGGAUUCAUGAAUAUGACCCAACAAUUGAGGACUCGUACUCCGUUACCCGCAAUGUCGAUGGUCUCCCCUACUUCCUCUCUAUCACUGAUACAGCGGGCCAAGAGGAAUACCGCGGCCUAUGGACGGCCUCUACGCUGAAAUCCGAUGCCUUCCUCCUGGUCUACGAUAUCACCAAUCCCUCAAGUCUCGAAACGCUGGACUAUUUCAUGGACAUGAUUAAUAUGGAGGCGGAGCAGCGCGUGGAGGACAACGAGCGAUUGCGCAAAGAACUCGGGCCCCAGGCUGCAAGGGCACAAAUCGGCAUGCCACCGCCGGUCAAGAUUCUCGCCGGCAACAAAUGCGAUCUGAAAGAUGAUCGCGCGGUGACCUCACGCGACGGGCUCGAGUAUGCGCGCAAACACGGAUGCGGAUUCAUGGAGACCAGCGCGCGCGAAAUGGUCAACAUCGAAGAGACAUUUUCCCAUCUGGUCCGUCGCGUUGUCGAAGCUCGUCGAGUUCAUUGCCAACAAGAUACACCACGUCCUCCCCAAUGUACUGAGCCGGCGCACACGACAGCCUUACCGCGGACCAGUGUAGAUGCCACGGUCGAUGGUCGAACCCGAAGUCGCGUCUGGCGAUUCAUCAAACGUCGGAAGACAACGGAACCAUACGAACAGGUCCAGGAACAGAAUGCAAUGGCUAGGACAGAAAAACAAACAAGGAAGCAUUGUCUCUGUUGCUUCCGUUAG